Molecule: messenger RNA, 927 nt
Organism: Branchiostoma belcheri (Belcher's lancelet)
Lineage: Eukaryota; Metazoa; Chordata; Leptocardii; Amphioxiformes; Branchiostomatidae
Product: 28S ribosomal protein S10, mitochondrial-like
Exons: 8
Coding region: 26-670 (214 amino acids)
Biological process (GO): translation
Cellular component (GO): mitochondrial small ribosomal subunit; ribosome; mitochondrion
Molecular function (GO): structural constituent of ribosome
Source: RefSeq, a predicted model, not a curated record
GUAACCAUGGUGAUCGCAAAGCAUAAUGGGAUACAUUCUGACCUCUGACACCAAAAUGGCGGCGCCCAUUGGAAGUUUGGCGUUUCGAGUAUCUGCAUUGUUGGCAGGAAGAAGCAUUGCACAAAGACUAGCAUGUGGAACAACCAAGACUGUUGAAAAUCAUCUCAGAUACUUUCCUAAGCAGGCAGCACCAACCACAGCGACAGCUUUCCAGCCAACCCUGCGCUACAGUUCCAGUACAUCUCAGUUGGUUGAGACAACAGAUGAACCAGACGUCCUGUACAAGAGGAUAGUUCUGCUGUGUAAAGGCCAUGAAGAGGCAGUGCUGGAUAGUUACGAACAGUUUGUCAGCAUGGCUGCAAAAGAACUUGGGCUAAGAUUAGAAAAGAUUCACAGACCCCGCAGAACCUACGACAGAAUUACUCUGCUGAAGUCAGUUCACGUCCACAAGAAACACAAAGUGCAGUAUGAAAUAAGGACUCAUUACAGGGUCUUCCAUUUUAAGCACCUGACAGGGAGCACCAGCAAUGUGUUUCUGGAAUAUGUUCAACGGAAUCUACCAGAGGGUGUGGCAAUGGAAGUUAAGAAGACUGCUCUUGAGAAACUGCCAGAUGAACUUAAGCCACCAGAGACACAGUCAGAAACAGCACCUGUGGGGACAUCUCAAUAGAGUCAUUGGUUAAGAAUUAUAUAUUAUGAGCAUGUACUAAAGAUGAUUACAGUUCAACUGUUUGACGUUGUAAUAUAACUGUUGUAUGUAGCCUUAUGGUAGAGUCGCUUCUGAAUUUUUUGUACCCUGCAUCAAAAAGAACGUCCUUGCCUGUAUCCAGCAUCGUUAGCAUAAUUCAAAGUUGUAUUAGCAUUCACUGAUAAUUUUAUUUCACUCUACACUUGAAUGACAGGAAUAAAAGCAUAGGAUGCAUUGUG